This is a messenger RNA of Siniperca chuatsi (mandarin fish), 3978 nucleotides long. Its product is annotated as NCK-interacting protein with SH3 domain-like. Gene Ontology annotation, biological process: endocytosis. The record is from RefSeq and is a predicted model, not a curated record. NCBI's taxonomy places the organism in Eukaryota, Metazoa, Chordata, Actinopteri, Centrarchiformes, Sinipercidae. Gene Ontology annotation, molecular function: protein binding; Arp2/3 complex binding. The transcript has 13 exons. Bases 214 to 2424 code for a protein of 736 amino acids.
CGCCCCCUGCGGUGUUUACUGGCAGCAGUCACAGGUCAGAUGAUCCGAGCUACAUUGUAAAUAGACAGCAGUGGUCCGCCGUGGCCAUGCCUUCAUAGCCUCUUUAAAUCACCUCCAGCAGAGCAGAUCUUCCCUCUCGGAGACGCCCUAUCUUCCGUCACCGGUUCUCUGGCUGUUUCGAGUCAUUUCGGCGCGUUAAAGUGUUGUUAAAGUAUGUACCGGUCUCUGUACGCCUUCCGAUCCGCCGAGCCCAACUCGCUGCACUUCGCGGCCGGAGAAAGCUUCCUAAUCUUGGAGAGGAGCAACAAACACUGGUGGCUGGGGUCCCGCUGCAGCUCGGGGGAAACCGGCUACAUCCCAGCCUCAUACAUCGAAAAAAUACAGGCUCCAGAGCAGGAUGAGGUGUUGCAGUCUAUUGACAGAGCGAUCGAAGGAAUCCACAAUGUGGCCUUAAAAAAUGGAGGCAAAUACAAUCUGGAGCAGAGAGAUGUUCUACAGAAGUUGAUCCAUCACAGAAAGGAGACCCUUGCGCGACGAAGUUCCUCGUCGUCCGGUCACAAACAAGGCCUCCCGUCUUCCAGCAGUGAAAUAUCUCUCAGCCAGACUCCUCCUCCACCCAAUGGCCUUAACCGAGACUUUGGACGACAGGGGAGCGUGCCGUUAUCAGGAAGCAUGGACAAUAUGCAGGGAGAGCAGGGCUUUUACCAGGUGCCUCCUCAACCUCGGCGUGCGGCUCCGAUCACUCCACCUCCCCCUGAGAAACAGCGAAACAGCCGGCGUCCAGCAGAGCCGGAGGUCCCCUCCAGAGGGUCCUCUCUCCCUCCGUCCCCUGCUCCGUCCCUCUCAAUCAGCACCGCCUCUUUGGAGUCUGGCUCCUCCCACUCACCAGUCUCCUCUGAUGUCAGUCUGCCGAGUGUUGCCAGCACCCCCCCUCCUCCUGUGCCAUCCCGUGUGAAGCCCCCUGCACCGCCUCCAGACGUGCUUCCCUCUGACUCUCCUCCACAGCCAGCUCCUGCGAAGAAGAGCCCGGCUCCACAGCCUCCCCAGCCCACCCCUCCUUUACAGCUCGCUGUGGAGGACCAGCCGGAGAGUGAAUGGCCCGUUGCCCCCCCGUCUGUCGCUGAAAGCCCUCCUGGCAGCCCCACUACCCCUGAGCCGGUUCCCAUGACUAUUGGCGCUGAACUGAUCGAGCUGGUACGGAAGAACACGGGCUUGAGUUACGAGCUGUCGCGGGUCGCUGUCGGCGUGGUGGUCGGCCAUCUGCAGACGGCCUUACCUCAAGCCUCCUCUGCUUUGGAGCAAGUUCUCCUCUCACUGGUGGAGAGCAAGGAUUUUAGUGCAGCGCUGCCACAGGGUCAGGUGUGUCACGAUGAACAGAGGCUGGAGGUGAUCUUCAGCGACCUCGCCCGUCACCGGGACGAUUCCCAGCAGCGUAGCUGGGCACUUCAUGAAGACCACGCUCUCAUCGCCUGCUACCUGGAGGAGCUGCUGAAGAUACUGACUGAUGCAGAUCCAGAAGUGUGUAAGAGGAUGUGCAAGGCCAACCACUAUGAGAAUGUGCUGUCUCUGGUUUCAUAUUAUCAGAUGGAGCAUCGCGUAUCUUUGCGGCUGCUGCUGCUCAAAGUGUUUGGAGCGAUGUGCAGCCUGGAUGCUGCUCUCAUCUCCACCUUCCUUAACUCCAUCCUCUCCAUGGAGUUGGCCAGGGACCUACAGACUGACAUACAAGAACACCAGAAGAUGUGUUACACAGCUUUGGUACUUACUAUGAUCUUCUCAAUGGGCGAACAGGUGCCAUAUCAUCACUAUGAACACUUGAAUGCUGACUUUGUUGCAUUUCUGCUGGGUGUGGUGGAGGACGGGCUUCCCACUGAUCCCACAGAGCAGCUGCCUGACAUCUUCCUGAACCUGCUGCUGGCCUUCAACCUGCACCACACAGCACCCAGCAGCAAUGUGAUCAUGCAGGAGCUGAAGAAGAAAAAUGUCAAGAUCCUGUCAGAGAAAGUGCUGCUGCUCCUGAACAGAGGCGAUGACCCUGUGUGUAUGUUCAAACACACCCCGCCUGCACCGCACUCGGUGCUCAAGUUUCUGCAGGAUGUUUUCGCCAGCCGAGAGACCGCUGACAUCUUCUACCGCACUGACAUGAUGGUGAUGAUUGAUAUCGCCGUUCGACAAAUAUCUGACCUUUCACCUGGAGACAAGAUGCGGAUGGAGUAUCUCUCCCUCAUGCACUCUAUAAUGCGCUCGACGGAUUAUCUUGAGCACCAGCACCGCCUGUCUGACCUGCAGGGGGCGCUGCAGAUGAUUCUCAGGGAGGAGGAAGAUCCAGGAGAGGAUGAAGGGAACGCUACAGCAAAACAGAUGGAUAAACUAAUUGUACAGCAGAUCUACAAGGAGUUCCCACAGAUCUGUGAGAACCAGGACUAACCAUAUCAGUAUCAUGCUCACACACUGUAGUCUGCUCCCGGGAGGUACAAUAAAGCUUGAAAGAAGAAGAACUGACAUUUGAUGGAUUCUGUAUUCUGUGCCAACCUGUGCUGAGAGAAGCUAAUCAGUUUUGCCAAUGUUUUCUUGGACUCAUAGUCCAGGGCUGCAGCAUGCACAUCAUGUUGAUUUCAGAAAGAUCUUGCUGUUUUUCACAACAAAGGGAGUGGGAGGUUGUUGUUUUUUCUUUGGUGGAAGGGAAAAAAUAUGACAAAUGCACAAAAACACUGUGUAGUUUAGUCAUACUUGGAGAUUAAAAAUAGCCAAAAUACAGGCCAAACUUUGGAGCUGUUUCACAGUGAAAUCCUUGCAAUAAUUACCUUAAAAAUUAUACAUGAACUAACUGUACGUACUCAUAGUAUUGUGAAAUUAAAGUAACAAACAGGACUAAACCUUAUUCUGACCAAAAUAACUUUAACCAAAUUGAUUUUAGAACAAAUUCAGAGAUUUUAAAUGAAAAGGGCAGAUUUGAAGUUGUGUUACAGAUAGCAGUGCCAUUAUUUGAACCGUUGUGAGAAUACUUUGACCCUUUUAUGUGCUUCCCUGUUAGUGGGACCAAACUACUGUGUGUUACUGAGAGUUUCCUUUAUAGGGUAUUAUACUCUUAAAACUGGCUUCCUCUUUCAUUAAUCCCUUCAUUAAUAAUUAAAAUUAAAGUAAAGUAGAACAAGUUUACUAUUAUAGUGGGGGGGAAAGCCCACUCUGACUCGUGUUAUCAUUACUAAGCUUUUAGCUGGGUAACUUGCUGCUACAUGUUGAGUCUCUCCUGUGGCUCCGUCUGCAGUUUUCUCAGUCUGGUACUUUUGUCUCUUUACUGCUUUUCAAACUCUUAAAGGUGAUCGCUCUGUACUCACAUAUGCAACGUUCCGCAAGCAUCAGAAGUCAUUGACUGUUUACAGAUUAAUGUCUGUUGGACUGAAGGGUUUUUGUCCGUAUGCUGCAUUCAUAUUCAAACUAACUGUGCUGCAAUAUGGCUUUAUAGCAACUUGUAAUAUACCGAGUCUUGGCUGACGUGAGCUGCCGCUUCCUGGAGGGAAAAGGUGUUUGGCACUUAUUAUCUGAGAUAAUACAUUACUCAGUGUUGUUGAUUUCCAGUUAUUAUCUGAUGUUCCUACUGAAAAUGAAGACAAGGGAGUGGAAAUACAGGGCAUUUCUUUUAUCCCCUUUUAAUACUUUAACAGCAACAUGUACCUUUUCGCGUUCUUCCCCAUGAUGUAGUGAUUGAUGUUGUUCUCCCAUCUUACACUUUGACUUAUCCUUUUUGUCCCUGGCAUAGCUUUCCCAGCUGGAAACAUGUUUCUGAGAAGGUAGACACAAUCCAGAAGUGAUAUCAGAUUUUAGUUAAUGUCCAAGUGUUCAUUCAUUGAUUAUUUGUGUGUCUGUUUACAGCGUAUGUGAGAGAGGUGAGAGAGGUCUCUUCUUUCCAGGAUUAACAUUGUCUGCAAAAGUGCUACGACUGUGUUAUAAUAAAACUAAUAAAGCUAUAUUUUAACAGUG